Pecten maximus is the source of this 1751-nucleotide messenger RNA. RefSeq lists its product as uncharacterized. The record is from RefSeq and is a predicted model, not a curated record. NCBI's taxonomy places the organism in Eukaryota, Metazoa, Mollusca, Bivalvia, Pectinida, Pectinidae. The transcript has 7 exons. Gene Ontology annotation, cellular component: secretory granule. The coding region runs from base 300 to 1523 and encodes 407 amino acids.
GUGUACUGGUGGUCAGGGAAAGAAAAAGGUGUGAAAAUCUAGAAGUGUUAACAAGCUUUCUAACUCACAGGACAGGGCUAGAUGAGUGUGAUCACAGGACAGGGCUAGAUGAGUGUGAUCACUUUUUUAUCACCCACAGGAAAAUUCUGAUCAGGGAUGGACAGCCUGGAUAUAACUCUUUUUACAUCACAGCUGGGCAGAGUUAGAUUUGGUCAGCAAUUGACAUUAGGGUGUGACAUACCAAAAUAUUUAUAUCAAGUAUAAGGAUUUUUUUAAGAAUUCAUUGAUGUUGCCUGUUUAUGGAACACCUGUGCCAGGUAGAAGAGGAAUGUGUUGAUGAUUUACUAUUUGGGAACUGUCAGCGUGUGGACCGGGUCCAAGAGGAACCCUACCAGUACCAACUCAGCCAGAAGUCUCUUGGGUCUCUUCAGGACCAGAUACGCAACCUCAUCAAGGGAGGCUACUCCUGGCAGGACGAACUUACCCAGUGUUUAAUACAAAAUGCUCUCUAUGCGUAUAGGAAACAUUACACAUUUCAGCCAAGUAAAUGUCAAACAAUAGAGGCUCCGUGGACAGAAAAGCAAGAUUUUGAUGUUAAUAACGAAAUUUCCACUGCCUUGGAAAAAUUAUUUGAAGAAUAUUAUAAUGCAUAUGAGCCACAAGAGAACAGUGUUUUACUAGGUAAUAAUGCCAACAAAAGAGACGAAAUCAUUAAAGUACAUAAAUAUUUUGACAAAUCACCACAGCCAUAUCUUAAAAGGGAAUUUUCUAGUGAUGGUGGAGAAAAUUAUUUAAACUACCUCUCAGGAACUGGAGAAUCGGAACCAUCUAAUUAUGAGGCAGAAAAGAGAGACAGUUAUGGCCUCAGUCCGGAUGACCUCCAACAGUUGCAGUACUAUCUGCAGCAGUUACGAGCGACAGAUGACCAGGGUUUCCCAUACGACCCCCAAGGGUAUGCUGGUGAGGACUUUGAGCAGCCCCUUUCUGAGGACAGUGGUGUUGAUGUUGCUGGAUUCUACCAGGAUUCUCCGCCCAAUGAUAAUGAGAUGUACCCCACGGACAUGUACGGUGAUGCUCUGCCUGAUGAUAAUGAGUCAUACUCGACUGAACAAUACGCAGAUUCACUUCCGCAGGAGUUGGUAGACUCACAGCCAACUUGGGAACAGACAGAAUCAGAAACAAAGGGAGACAAUCCUUAUGAAUGGUCGACAGAUGAGAUGCAGGAAGCUGUAAAUGAUGAGCCAGCGUUGAUGACUUCUUCUGGUCCAGACAUUGACCUACCAGCCAAAUAUGCAGAUCUUCUCUCCAAGCUAAUGAUGGGACAAAUCCGCCCUGAAAACCUCACAGAUGAUGAACUCAACUACCUGACCAAGUAUGUGAACAUAAGGCUUGAACAGAUGGGAUAUACUCCUGGUCAACCCACGGAGACUGGAGCAGAGCAAGAUCCAACUGGAACCAUGAAAACAGAUAUACCACAAGAUUUGACAGAAACUGUAAACUUCCCAAGAAAACCACAACAUUGAAAAUUCAGACAUGGAAAAAAUCAUAUCGGCGAUGGAGUCAGAGAUGGGUGUAAUUCCAAGUGAGGACAAGCGAGUCCUUGGCAUACCUGUGGUUGGCUCUGUCAUGCAAGAAGACAAGAAAAGUGUCGACUCUCCCAAACCUGCGGCUGAACCUGACCAACAGUCCCGAGGAUCCAAAUGUAGAGGAUAUCGUCAACACGGACUACGCAUUUGUGGAAUUCACCAAAC